Funneliformis caledonium is the source of this 168-nucleotide messenger RNA. NCBI's taxonomy places the organism in Eukaryota, Fungi, Glomeromycota, Glomeromycetes, Glomerales, Glomeraceae. The record is from the annotation of a GenBank genome assembly.
AUGUCACUUGCUGAAAUAGAAAAACAACAUAAAUUGAUUGACGAAAAUAGUAAAAUCGUUGGAGAAUUAGAAACUGUUUAUAAAUGUUUUGAUGCAAAGUUUAUAGCCGAAUUAUUUAAAGAAAUUGCUGAUGACGAAGAAUUUCCUGAUGCGAAAUUACGGUUAUAA